This is a messenger RNA of Penicillium cinerascens, 576 nucleotides long. Its product is annotated as DOPA 4,5-dioxygenase family protein. Lineage: Eukaryota; Fungi; Ascomycota; Eurotiomycetes; Eurotiales; Aspergillaceae. The transcript is spliced from 4 exons. The coding region runs from base 1 to 576 and encodes 191 amino acids. The record is from RefSeq and is a predicted model, not a curated record.
AUGACGGAUCAAUUCGCAUUUUCGUACCCAUCGCCAUUGGAGGGAUAUGAGAACCUGGAGCCGCUACCCGAAGAGAGAAACGAGGACGGCAAGUCAUUCAAGAACCCUCAGCACGGCAUCCUCAGCAAAGCCUACGAGGAGUUUCCAGACCCAUUGACCAAAGGGGGACACGGCGGAUUCGACAUCCACAUCUACCACUUCCAGAACAACCCAGACCAAGUCGCAUAUGCCCGGGCAUUGUGGGAGCGUAUUCGUCGUGAAUUUCCCGAACUACGCAUCUACACUUUCUUCGAUAAACCCAUUGGCCCGCACCCGGUGGCCAUGUUUGAAGUCAACCUCUUCACACCGGCACAGUUCGGGGCUUUUGUCCCGUGGCUGGUUAUUCAUCGUGGCCCCCUGAGCGCUUUGAUCCAUCCCAAUACGCAUGACGAGUCGGAGGAAGAGCGUAAUCAUACGCAGCGUGCGACGUGGCUGGGGGAUCGGAUUCCGUUGGAUUUGAGGAUUUUCAAGUUGAUGAAGGAGGCGGAGAAGAGGAAGGAAGAGGAGGCGGAGAAGGCGAAGGAUGGAAGAUUGUAG